Molecule: messenger RNA, 2389 nt
Organism: Pecten maximus
Lineage: Eukaryota; Metazoa; Mollusca; Bivalvia; Pectinida; Pectinidae
Product: hemicentin-2-like
Exons: 12
Coding region: 116-1558 (480 amino acids)
Molecular function (GO): protein binding
Source: RefSeq, a predicted model, not a curated record
UGAGAAUCAGACCAUCUCAGAUGUCAGGUGUUCCGCCGACUGUAGACCAGCGUGUACCUACACCUGGUCUAGAUCAGGUACAGAUUACACAAACCCACUGAGUCUGUCUGUGGCCAUGAGGACCAACGCCGGACAAUACACGUGUACAGCCAGAAACACUGUCAGUCAGGGAACAAAGACUUGGAACCUUAUUGUCAGAUUUCCACCACGAAUUCUCAGUCUUGAUAACACUGACGGUGAUUCAGACGUGGCUGAACAUGGACCCAAGUCGCUGGUGUGUUCGGUGGAUAGUUUCCCUCCGUCCACAAUACAGUGGUUCUAUAAAGCCAACAACACAGUUCUACUGACCACCCCAGACGUCCUGGAGAGUACCUACACCCUGACUAACGCUGACUGUCUGGACACCGGACUCUACACCUGUUCUGUCAGAAACAGUGUCUCUAAGACAGCGGUCACCAGGGAUAUACACAUCAACGUUCUGUGUAAACCACGUCAGGACCCAAGAGUUAAACUUAAUAACGAUUUUGGAUUAGCAACGACUGAGACUUUAGUGAUGAAUGCCAUGUUCCUCUCGAACCCACAACCAACUUUUUCUUGGUCUUUCGAAACAUCUCCAGGCACGGGUGUUACAAAGCUUGUCAAUGGCAGAGACAAUUUUGAUAUUCAAGAUAUGUUCACAGUGAAAAAUCUGUCAGUCGUAUCAGUCGGGACACGACAGAAUAUACAAGCGUCCUGGUUUGGUGUCUACAAUGUAACGGCGACGAACAGUCAGGGCAGUGAUACCCUCAGUUUUACUGCUGCAGCAAAAGGAAAACCAGAUCCUCCGUAUGGAGGUUUAGCUAUGUGCCCUUUUGAAGAUCGAGCCACACUGAGUUGGACAUCCGGAUUCAAUGGCGGGUCUAGUCAAACAUUUAUAGUUGGUUUACGGACAGAUACGCAGAACAGCAUAACAAUCGACAGAAAUAUUAACCAGUCUGACCCAGGACGUGGCCAAAGUGUUACUACAACAGUUACAGGUCUGACAGCUGACACAAAGCAUUUCUUCACUGUAUAUGCUGUUAAUGAAUUUGGGAACUCGUCUUUACUCGAAGAAGUUAACUGUACAACACAAGCACGCCCAUCUCUAGCCGAGAGUGCAAAUGUAGCAGCAGUUGUGUUGCCAGUCACUGGUGUUCUUAUACUGCUGUUGACAGCUGGUGUCGUGAUUUUGGUCCGACGAAACCGACAACUGUGCUGUAGAAAUUGUCAACUUCCAAAACAGACGGAAUUGCAGAAUGUUCAACUUUCAGAAAGAGACGGACAACCUGAUAGAAAUAAUGAAAGAUCUCCAUAUCAACAACUUGAUCCAAAUGGCAUUGCUAAGCCGUCCGUAUAUUCUGAACUUGAAGGAAUUCAGCACAUUUACCAAAACGAUACAGUCGGUGAUGGAGAGGGCGGACAGUACCAGUCUUUGGAGGAACGCUCCGAUCCGAACGUCUAUGAUGAACUUCACAGUUCAGCAUCCGGCGAUAAAGGAACAUAUGUCAAUACCGCCAUUGGUGGAAACAGGAAAUAUUGAUACGGGCGAAAAAAACGUGUACAGAAGACAAACAACAUGUCGUAUGGCAUACUGAAUUGUAUGUAAAUUAAACAGAAAUAUUUGUAACAUGCUGAGGACCAAGUCUGAAAUAUCCUGGAUUUGAAUAGAACAAACAUUGCCAGUUUUUAAUCAGACAAAACAAAUACGUCGGCAGAUGAAGAUCAUAACCAGUAUAAAAGAACAGGAUACGGAUGUUGUUUUGUUACAAAACGUUAUACCUUUGAAGCCGCUGACUUGUCAACUGUAUAUCAUAGAACAAAACAGCGCUGUGGGAAGGUGGUACUUACCCAGUCAUCCCGUCAAUGUAUCCAGUGUCUGUACAUUAACAGGAAACUAUAUUGGGAAUACCUCAAUUACUAUGUGAUGUUUUACAUUCGACAAGUUGUUACAUUUUGCAGCCAGUUAAAGAUUCACUACUGUUAAAUAACAAUUCAACUUGGUUUUACUGAUUUUCCGUAUCAUGCUAAAGUUCCCUUCUUUUUUGAACUUGUGCCUAUUCCAAGACUGUAUAACUAAAGUAUGAAAUGCUGCCAUUCUUAAAGAAACGGAUUGAUCAAGUCCAAUGGUGACAUUGUAAACAUUUUAAGAAUGUUGACCUGAAUUCAAAAACAACGGUAGAAAACUCGUAGUAGAAAAGCCAUCACAUUGAGAAACACAUUUCAAGACUUGCAUAGAGCUUUUAAGCACCGAUAUUACAUAGAGAAAUGUGAGAAGUGACUUUCCUUAUGCAUUUCAUUGUUUGCUUAUCAAAAAUAAAAUAUAGUUAUUAGUGUAGUACUUUUUCAUUAAAGUCACCAUCGGAGAUGUUUA